Harpegnathos saltator (Jerdon's jumping ant) is the source of this 2134-nucleotide messenger RNA. It is a transcript of the gene Ate1, whose product is annotated as arginyltransferase 1. Bases 424 to 2112 code for a protein of 562 amino acids. Gene Ontology annotation, molecular function: arginyl-tRNA--protein transferase activity. Lineage: Eukaryota; Metazoa; Arthropoda; Insecta; Hymenoptera; Formicidae. The transcript is spliced from 9 exons. Gene Ontology annotation, cellular component: cytoplasm. The record is from RefSeq and is a predicted model, not a curated record. Gene Ontology annotation, biological process: protein arginylation.
AAGCAUCGUGUGCCGCUGGCUUAACAUUCGUUGAACUCACCUCAUUGAUCCUACUGUUACACUCUCGAUUCCAUAUGAUAGAACCGAAUUAUGAAAGUCAAUAAAGAUUUAUCAGAUGGUAAUUUAAAGGUAUUUACUCUGGAGUUGGGUUAGGUCAAAGUGCUGCGCCGUUUGCGUGCGCUCAGUUUCCCGACAUGGACAUCACAGACGUCGCGCUACAAAUGGCAGCGAUUUAAGCUCGUUGUAAUUUAUUUAUUUUUUAAAUAAUAAACCGCUAAUAUUGAACGUGAAACUUAUCGCACGUUCGUUGCCAAGAGUUAUAGAUUUAUAAUGAGCGAUUCCGAAUGGUUGCUUUGAAACAUGUGACAGCACUUGUACUUUAGUGAUUUCCCAACGACAAAUAGCUAUCACCGAACAGCAGAAAUGGCUAAACAAUCUUAUAGUAUCGUGGAAUAUUAUGCGGAACAUGAGGGAUACAAGUGCGGCUACUGUAAAAGCCCCAAUACGAAUUUCAGUCACGGCAUGUGGGCGCAUUCAUUGACAGUACAGGAUUAUCAAAGCUUGAUAGAUAGGGGAUGGAGACGAAGUGGCAGUUAUUGUUAUAAGCCCACACUGGAGCAAACCUGUUGUCCACUUUAUACUAUUAAAUGUGAAGCAUUGGAUUUUAGAAUAUCAAAAUCUCAGAAGAAAGUUCUAAAGCGCAUGGUGAAAUUUUUAAGAAACGAAAUAGCAAAUGAUAAUGUAGAUAUGAGUGAAGAUCAACAAGAUAACAUAGACAUAAACAAUGAAGAAGCAUUGAAUUAUGCAAAGCAUCACGCAAGAGCACAAAAGAAUACAUCUAAGAUUAAUGUCUCAUCUGUCAACGAUGAAGUCGGUAAAAGAAUGCCAGUUGAUCCAGUAGAAACCAAAAGUAUUGAUAUCUCGAAAAAUCCUAUCUCCGUCUCAACUAGCAAUCAGAAACAACUAAUAAAUUCAGAAAAGAAAAGUGCUUCGCACUCUAGUAACGAAAAUAUCAAUACAGUGCCUCGCAAAAAAGCGAAACUCCUACGGAUAGAACGUAAGCAAAAUAAGUUAUUAGCUCAGGGUAAAUCACAAAGUGAAAUCGAGAGCAUCAUGAGAGAGAAAAAACAACAGAAUUGCGCCAAGAGCUUGGAGGAAUUGUUCGACAAAGUGUACACUGGCUUGAAAAAGCUGGAGAUGAGACUGGUUAGAACAGCGCCGAUGAGUUCCGAAUACCUAAAGACCUCGAAAAAGUCUUUCGAAGUUUAUAAAAAGUAUCAAACCACGAUACACGGGACGCCAGCCGAGAAAGUCACAGAGCAACAGUAUACGAGAUUUCUCGUGAAGUCGCCUCUGCAGAUGAGAUUGGUGAGAGUGAUGUCGGACGAAUUUCUUAGCACUCUUGGUGCGAGCGCGAGCGUUUAUAAAAAGUAUCAAAUGGCGAUACACGGCGACUCACCGGAGGAAUGCGACCGAAAGUCAUUCGUCAACUUUCUCGUAAAGAGUCCUUUACAGCCAUGGGUACCCGACGACAGCAGCGGGCCACCACAGGGAUACGGUUCUUUCCACGAACAGUAUUGGCUGAACAAUGAAUUGAUAGCAGUCGGAGUGAUAGACAUUUUGCCAUCGUGCGUUUCGAGCGUAUACUUCUUCUACGAUCCGGCUUAUGGUCAGCUCUCCUUGGGGACUUUUAGUUCAUUGCGGGAGGUUUACCUGACCAGGCAACUAAGCAAGGUCGCGCCUGCUCUGAAAUAUUACUACAUGGGCUUUUACAUUCACACGUGUCCGAAGAUGCGAUACAAAGCGAGAAUGCGUCCGUCGAAGCUGCUAUGUCCCGAGACGUACAUGUGGUUCGAUAUUGAUCCCUGCUUGGCGAAGUUGGACAACGAGAAGUAUAGUCGUCUGAACGACGAUAUAGACGCUAUCGACGAGGAUGGUGUAGUCGACACUCGAGAGGUACUAGUUUUGUACAAUCAGGUCGCGAUGCCGUACAAGAUUUACAAGGCGCGACUGGCGCACCAAAUUACGCGCAAAGAGGAGCGCGAGGUGAAGGAGUACGCUGCCCUCGUUGGGAUGCCAUGCGCGCGAAAGAUGCUCCUUUAUCGCAACUAGAGAACAAUUUCGACGGCAGCGA